Messenger RNA from Xyrichtys novacula (pearly razorfish), 6654 nucleotides. The record is from the annotation of a GenBank genome assembly. Lineage: Eukaryota; Metazoa; Chordata; Actinopteri; Labriformes; Labridae.
GUUGAGUGCUCUGCGGUCCCGUUAUGUGAGGCAAAACGUGGUGUGGGCUCAAGUUUCCAUUGGCUUUAAGAGUUACCAGUCUUUUUUUGAUGAUUAGAUAAUUUAUACCAUUGAAAGGCAUUAAGGAUCUUUUGAAAUACCCGCAAUUCUUGGGGAAUACAAAAUAAAAAUGCCAAAUUGAAAUCUAAGCACUAAAAAGUCCCCCAAAUGAUCUAUUUUUCACAAGGAAAACAAUAUUUUUAGAAAUCUAGAGAUCAACAAAAAUACACAAAAUAUUAUUAAAAAUGUGAGAAAUCGUAAGAAGGACAGAGGAAAAAAAGCCAGAGCAGAUUUUGCCUUUGCAGCCCGUUGUCUGUGGGGGCGGACCACUACAAGCGCGCACAGCACGACGCGCCUAUCAGUGCCAGCGCGUCGGCACAUAACCUCAUUCUGCAUACCGACUGUUAUUUAGAAGGUCUUCUCCUUUCUAUCCUUCCUUUAAAUAGGUGUAAAAACAGAACAAGUCUGAUUCAUCGUCCGAGAACCGCCAUGGCAGCGCUUUCGGGGGGAGAGAUGUGCAUCAAAUACCUGAUGUUUGCCUUCAAUCUAGUAUUUUGGGUGAGUUUGAGACGAGAAAUUCGCUCUUAUCGCAUCAUGUGUAUACUGUCCGUUAUUCUUGUGUGAGCUUUGAGUGAACGCGCAUCCGUGUACGAGCUGGUUACUAGUCUACCGUGAAUGAAUGUAUUCGGUGUCCCAGAUGCAGAAUCGUGCUGAGUUUCCACAGACAUCCUCGGCUACUUAUCAUAUAGCAUAUUUAAAGGUACCCCCCCUCCCUGAACGAAUUAUUUCUUGCACGGGCUUCCGUAAACACAAAGUGUCCCAGUGCGUGUAGAGACAGACUGGACUGGAACAAUAAUCCCCAGUGGCCAAGUGACCCAGUUACUCCGCGCAGACUACUCACUGGAGUUUGCGCGUACGGCAUUUUAAUAAUUGCAAUGAGGAGGAGGAGGAAAAGAGGAGGAGAAGACGAGGAGGAGGAGGUGUGGGGAGGUGCUUUCAUGUGACUGGGAACGUUAUUGAUACAUUUAUAAUUAAGACUUCUGUGACGCUGCGUGAUGUUAAGAGUUGCGCAUGUCAGGCAGCAGCCUCUCUCUGUGUGUGUGUGUGUGUGUGUGUGUGUGUGUGUGUGUGUGUGUGAAUGAAUGAAUACUGGAUAUCCCAUGUGGGCUUUUCGUGCCCUAUACUUAGCCUGCAGGGCGUGUCUUUAUGUAUCUGUUUGUUAACUCUCACCAUAUGAAAUAGUUUGUUUGGUUUUAUGUUUGCUUUUUUUUAAUGAAUGUGUAUAAUUUGUGCAGCUAUAGUUAGAGCUAAGGUAACCAUACAUUAAAGAGAGGGACAGACUGGGGUUUCCCACUCAUGAAAAACAGAGAGACAGACACACAGAGAGGCAGAGGAAGGGAGUAAAAAAGAUUCACAGAAGCAAAAAGUGAGAUAAUCUUUGUUGAAAUUCAGCAUUGCCAGUGUGACAAACCCACAGGAUGACAGUUGAGUAAUCAGUCUGACAAUCUGACGUCGAAUAGAUUAUUACUGCUUCGUUUUGUGUGGAUUUUUACCAUCCACAUUUGUUGACUGACAAUAACAGGAAACCCAGCUUUAACCACAACUGCUGGCUCUUUGUAAACACAAUCAUAUUUGACAUAGUUGAGAGCAGUCACCUGAGCUGUAGCCCCUAUGUUCAGAAAGCAAAGCAUGUUGCAUGUCAGGUAUGUUACUGAUAGUUUAAUGUUAACAUGCCUCAACAGAACCCGCUGUGCUGCUGUUUUAUCUUGUAAAAGCCUGCACCACCUGCACACGUGCGUUAGUUCAAAACAAACCGUUCAUGUAUGUAGACAAAACAAAAACUGAAGUAACAGGAGGACUUAUCAUGAAUACAAUACAGGCCAGUUUCAUGGGUGACACUACCCCCUUGCCACUCCCUAAACUGUAAGGCAGGUGACUAAAUAACAGGCGUGGUAUUGAAAAUGCUCUCCUCUUCCUCCACCUUCUUGUAACUGACACCAUUGCUUCACUUCCUCGUGGAUAGAAGUUAGCUAUCAAAGACUAGCAACAGGGUGUAGAGUGGACUGAAACAGAAUGGCUGUCGUCGGGGGAAUCAAGUGUGUGAAAUAUCUCAUAUUUAUCUUCAACGCUUUCUUCUGGGUAUGUGCACCUUUUUUUUUUUACUGUGUGGGCGUUUCAAAAAGAGGAAGAGAGUGGGAGAGGAAAACCGUUCGUGGUGUAUAGAUUUGCAUUUUUGUAGUAUGCUAUCUGACAUUUCUUUUACAGGUUAUGUGACAGAAAAAGGUUUUUGACGAAGAAGAUACUUAAAAAGACUAUUGGAAGAGAGUGAAUAGAGACACACUCAGACUCUGAAUAAGACAGAACCUUAAAGUUGCCUUUCAGUUUGGCUUUACAGGUUAAAGAUUCACCAAACUGCUGACAAGGCUUACAAGUCAGUGCCUGCACAUUACACAAUGCAUUUAUUGAGUGAAAUAUAGAUUGAGAGUUAGAGACCAGUAUUGCAUAAUAUACCCAUGCAAAUAAAAUGUCACAAUCACAUUAAAGCUCUGUGACUGAUAACUUCUACUUUGUCUUAGUAUUGAAUGAAUCCAAUGCCACAAUGGUGAGGAAUCAUGUUAACAAAACACUUCUGUUUGCCAAGUAACACUAACUACUGCAGAGGUAUAUUGCCCUGGAUCAAAAGUCUGUGAACUGGUAUGACCAUCAUAUUAUCAGUUUACCUGCGUAGGACUUUAGCCUGGUUGAGACUACAUCCUGGUGCUGGUUAGGGUGCAUGAUGGGACCUGGAGAAGGGGGUCUGUCACAGAGGAUAUGCAAUAUUUUAGCUGGAAGCAAUAAAGAAAAAGAGUUUUUACACCAGACAGAGUUGAAAUUUGAAUAAACAUGGACAGAGCAUAAUGAAAUAGAACCGAUCUUGCCUGGUAAACAUUGUGUUUUACUCACCUGACUGACUGAUUGAAGCACUUUUUACAGAUGAUUAAAUCUUUCAAAAACAUGCUGUUGUGCUUCAGCUUGCAGGUACUGCUGUCUUUGCCAUAGGCCUCUGGCUACGAUUAGACCCACAGACCAAAGGUCUUUUUGAAGGAUCAGAUUCUCCUUAUGUGUUCUAUACAGGUAAGGUGCUCUCUGUCUUAAAUCCACUUGUUGAAUAAUGUUUAAGCAGGUUUUGUACCAUGAGAGCUUUGCAAAACAAAGUGUGCUUUUACAUAUUUGUAACACAAUGUGUGUUUGUGUGUGUGUGUAGGUGUAUAUAUCCUGAUUGGAGCAGGAGCACUCAUGAUGGUGGUGGGUUUCCUUGGAUGUUGUGGAGCCAUCCAGGAGUCCCCCUGUAUGCUGGGAUUGGUUAGUAACAGACCUUUUUUAUUGCCCUACUUUUUUAAAAAUUAAGAUUUACCUCUAAAACAUCAGUUCAGCUAUCUCUGAGUUUGUUGUGUUGACUUCAUUCUGUAGUACUUAGACUUGUUAUCCCACAUUAGCAGAUAUAGGUUAGGGGCUUGAGCUCGGACUCACUAAGAAAUAUAAAAUGUCUGCACCAAACAUUGUUUACUGAACAGCGUCAAGGCCAGUGUCUAGAUUUCACUGUACUAGUCGCCUCCCUCCCUCUCUGGCCCUAAUCUUCUUGAACUAAAUCUCCCUGGAGGAGGAGCCUAUGUAAAUUUGGUUCAGCUACACUCAAACGACCUUCCUUGUCUACACAUGCACACAAAAACAUGCACACACAUUCACACAGUUAUCUGAGUUUAAUUUUCUCUUCCUCUGUGUGUAGUUCUUUUUCUUCCUGCUUAUCAUUUUUGCCGUUGAGGUGGCAGCAGGGAUCUGGGGCUUUUCCAACCAAAGCAAGGUGAGAUUCAAGUUUCAAGACUGCUGUACUUGCAAUUGUACUCGUAUAAUAACUUGAAAUAUGUUUUCAGCACUUUGCAUGACAGACGAACUUGUAAAUAAGUGAAACAAGUUUAAAACAAAGACUGCAUGUUGCAGUGAGGGGGGCAUAGUGACAAAAGUUCACUUUUCUGCUGCAGGUGGUGAAUGAUAUCACAACGUUUUACCAGCAAACCUUCAAUAACUAUAAGACAACAGGAGAUGAGCGCCUCAAAGAGACACUGCUGGUGAUUCAAACUGGGGUGAGAUAUUUUUGCUUCAUUCAAAUACAAGCUAAUUUGGGUGCUGUGAAAAAGAAAUCUAACACUUACAGUGUUUUCAAGCAAAUGCAAUUGGAGAAUUUUUUCAGGUCUAGCUAGCAUCACUUUUUAAAAGUGCUUUUCACCUUGUUUGCAGUGGCUCUGAGCCAGGUUCAGCCUGUUACCACAAAAUAUUUAUAGACAGAGAGCUAACUGACUUUUCUGCAAGUUCAUAAAAUAUGUAAUGUGUAUGAUACCAUGCCCGUGAGUUGUAAUCUUAAAGGCAACUAGCAGAGCAUUACUUAUGAACUAAAACUAGGUGGUAAUAAAAAACAAAUAAAUAACAUAUAAAUAAAAAUGAAUUCACCAUUCACAUUUUAUUUAGUUAUAUUUAGCAAAUAUAUCUACAAGUUAGCAUUUUGUAUGUGCAGUCAGUGUUUCUGUAAAGCAUCUUCAUUAGCUGCAGAUUUAAGAAACGACACAGAUUUUUGAGCUUUUUCUUUGGAAAACUGUGAGAUUUUUUUCACUCCCUGCAAGUCAUCUUGACCUCUAACAGUGCGAUAUUUUUGUGUGUUUACAGCUGAAUUGUUGUGGACCAACUGGUACUCUAGUUGACGGUGCCAAAGAAACCUGUCCCCCUGGAGAGGGGCUUGAGUCCUUCAUUACCAAGGUACAAGUACCCUGAAUUGAUGCAUAAAUCAGAUGCCAACAGUGAAAAGAGAGCAAAUGCUAGGGACAAUCCAGAAUCAUCAAAAAAGCAAAGACAAAAACUGCAGCUGUGAGAACCGGUGCAAGUACUGUAUAUCAAACACUAAAUGACAGUGUGGCAUGUGUGAAAGGUUCAUUAGUCUGUCCUCUUUGGACUUACUCCCUCUGCCACUUUGCAGUUACUAUGGCAACAAUGGUUUACAGGAGCCUGCUCUCAGCCUGUCUGUAAUGUCUGCCAUACCACAAGUCCUGUUCAGUCUGAGUGUAGAUUAUCUGAAAGGAAACAUGCUUCUGUGUUGCAGAGCUGUCCUCGCGCCAUCGAAGAGGUGUUUGAUUCCAAACUACACAUCAUAGGAGCAGUCGGCAUCUCCAUUGGUGUUGUUAUGGUAUGUAAAGGAUUCGUUUAAACAAAGAGUUACUGUGAUGUAAUGUUCAUAACGUAGUGCUGACAAAGUAGACAAUCACAAACAUCAGUAACAAAAGCCUUUCAAUGUUUCAGGUGUUUGGGAUGAUCUUUAGCAUGCUCCUGUGCUGCGCCAUCAGGAAGUCUCGAGAGGUGGUGUGACACCUGCUAUGACACCUUUAAUCCUUGUUAAUGUUGCAUGAUGUCAUUCCUAGAGUCAUGUGGCUCUCCACUGCCAAUAAAUACACUUCUUGGUCAAGGGGGAAAAUAUAGGCUCAGCUGGGUGCGGAAAUUUCUAAAAAUUACAGUAUCUAUUAAAUUUAGUUGUGCUGCUGACACUUAAGUCCACUUUCCUGUACUAUGUAGAUUCAAUGUGGUUAUUUGGCCCAACUAUAGAAUGGGUGUCAUCAGUGCUUCAGUGACUAUGUAGUACAAUGAUGUGUAAUUUUGUGGUCAUUUAAUUGAAUUAAGUGUUUGUGAACUGCUAAAUAUCUGAGCAAAAGACCAUGUUAAUGUUUACUGGUCACACUCUGCACCUAUGGCAAGAAAAAGUAACAGGCUCGGGCCAUGAAAAAAUAAAUCACUCUCACUUCAGCACAAUACAGCAGUAGCCAGUGACACUCAAUACUUUCUUCUCAAGACACAGAAGUCAAACAAUGGUGACUAGUAGCUAACUGAAUGCUGAGCUGUAAGCUGUGUUUUUUCCAGCUUGGUAUUAGAGUAGCAUUUCAGUUUCUUCAUUUUGAUAUUUCAUUUGUUCCUUUCAUUUCAUUCUCCUGAUUAUGCCCUUUACAAAAUCGCCUUUAAUUUUUUUAAAUGUGUUUUUUAUAUGUAAAAAAAAAACGUAUGCACUUCUCUGGUUCCUUGCUGCAUUGGUUAAAUGUGUGUUUUUUUAAUAGCAUUAUCAUUUUAGAGAUACUGGAGUUAUUUAUACCAUAUGCACUAUGUUUUACAGAGAUAAAGAAUAAAAAGAGCCAAAUUAAGUUAACCAACUGAGUGGGCUUUGACAGUGUUACAUAUUAGCAGUCACACACAUACAGAGGGCAGAUAAACUAUAUAUAUUUUUUAGGUCUAUGGGAACAUUUUUUACUGUAUAAACAACUCACGAUCAGGCUAACCGUGUGCAUGUUAAACUCUAAAACGAAAGGAUAUGGGGGGCACGCUAGGGUUAGAUGGGCGUAGAUGCCUUUAUCAGACUGGAAAAAACCUUCAAGUUCUUAAUUGCACUGUGGAAAAAAUGAAAUUCCCAACCCUCCCUCUUUGAUAUUAGCGACCUUAAAGUGUGACUCAGAGCUUGACCCAACACGUAAACAAAGUCCAAGGCUGUCUUUGUUCCUGAGUUAGAUUAUCACGGCGACUUCAAAACCUAUCUUCAGAACAAAGCAG